Messenger RNA from Drosophila rhopaloa, 2376 nucleotides. Its product is annotated as mitochondrial import inner membrane translocase subunit TIM44. NCBI's taxonomy places the organism in Eukaryota, Metazoa, Arthropoda, Insecta, Diptera, Drosophilidae. Gene Ontology annotation, biological process: protein import into mitochondrial matrix. Gene Ontology annotation, molecular function: protein-folding chaperone binding. The transcript has 3 exons. Bases 298 to 1647 code for a protein of 449 amino acids. The record is from RefSeq and is a predicted model, not a curated record. Gene Ontology annotation, cellular component: mitochondrial inner membrane.
ACCCACACGCGCCACACUCCGGCACAACAACAAUCACUGCACACAAUUCAAAUAUCGCGCGCAUCGCAUGAUAUCGGCCCGGGACUAUCGGACUACCGACGAAUCGAACUACCGCACGCGCGAGCUUACAACAGACGUUUUCCAACACCGGCGCGCGCUUAGCGAAGAGAACAGCUGACUGCUGAUACGUGCGUGGUUCGCGGCAGGAAUUACAUAAAGUUUUGAGCCUCUGACGACAUACUCCCGAACAUUCGCCACCGGUCGAACCCCCUGCGAAAGAUCACCUUUUUCCCCACCAUGUACAGAAUAGCUGCCCUUGCGCGGGAUCGGGCCUGCCUCUUCUCGUGCCAGCAGGCGUCGCAGAAUCUGCAGCAGCAGCAGGUGAGCCUUGGGCUGUUGAAACCCCAAGGAGCACCAGGACUAAGUCAUGACUUUACUCCGCAGCCGCGGUUUUACAGCGCGCCAGGUCGCAGGGCCGGCUUCUUCUCGCAGUUCUUCGACAACAUGAAAUCGGAGAUGGACAAGAACAAGGAAAUCAAGGACAACAUCCGAAAGUUCCGCGAGGAGGCCCAGAAGCUGGAGGAGUCGGACGCGCUGAAGUCGGCGCGGCAGAAGUUCAACAUUGUCGAAUCCGAGGCGCAGAAGUCGUCCAGUAAGCUAAAAGAGCAGCUGGGCGCCAUUAAGGAGCGCGUGGGUGAUGUCCUGGACGAUGCCAGCAAGUCGGACCUUGCCAAGAAGGUCACCGAAGAGCUUUCGAAGAAGGCCAGGGGUGUCAGUGACACGAUCACGGACACCAGCGGCAAACUGGGACAGUCCGGUGCCUUCCAGGCCAUCUCCAACACGACGACGAUCAUCAAGAAGGAGAUGGACAAUGCGAGCAUAGACAAUCGGGUCUAUCGCGCGCCCGCCCAGCUGCGGAAGCGCAUCCAGCUGGAUUUAAGCGACAGCGAUCGCGUUGUGGAGCCUAACACGGAGGCAACUGGCAUGGAGCUGCACAAGGACUCGAAGUUUUACGAGUCGUGGGAGAAUUUCAAGAACAACAACACCUACGUGAACAAGGUUCUUGACUGGAAGGUUAAGUACGACGAGUCUGAAAACCCCGUGAUCCGUGCCUCCCGCCUGCUUACCGAUAAAGUGUCCGAUGUGAUGGGCGGCCUCUUCUCAAAAACAGAGCUAUCCGAAACGAUGACGGAGCUGGUGAAAAUCGAUCCAAGCUUCGAUCAGAAGGAUUUCCUGCACGAUUGCGAAACGGACAUCAUUCCAAAUAUUCUGGAGUCGAUUGUCAGGGGCGAUUUGGAGAUACUGAAGGACUGGUGCUUCGAGAGCACGUUCAACAUUAUAGCCACGCCCAUCAAGGAGGCAAAGAAGGCCGGCUUGUACCUGGACUCGAAGAUCCUCGACAUCGAGAACAUCGAGCUGGCCAUGGGCAAGGUGAUGGACCAGGGCCCCGUGCUGAUAAUCACGUUCCAGGCGCAGCAGAUCAUGUGCGUUCGGGACCAGAAGGCUCAGGUCGUAGAGGGCGAUCCGGAGAAGGUGAUGCGGGUACACUAUGUCUGGGUGCUGUGCCGCGACCGCAACGAACUCAACCCCAAGGCUGCCUGGCGGCUGAUGGAGCUGUCCGCCAAUAGCCAGGAGCAAUUUGUUUAGCGCGCUGCUACGCCUUUCUUUUUUACCGAGCCGUUUAAGUUUCCCUCAUUCUCUCACCCACAAAACGAACGAAAAGAUCACUGGACACUGAGCAUUGACGACGAAUUGACCACGAACUCGACCCGCAGGACUCUAUCAAGUGUGUACAAAGGUUUCGCUUUCGAUUGCUUUGAAAGUUUUGUCCGCCACUAGUCGACUGCGUCCGCCCGGCAGGGGCUGCUGGUCGGUCCCGCGAAAGAUUCCCCCUCGAAUUGCGGGCGCAGCAAACUGCCGGUUCCGGCCCGGCUCAUCCCCCAACGACGCCCCCGGUCGGCCGUUCCUCGCGGCCACGCCCCCCACCGGUCCACGUCCGACGAGGACGGCGACAGCGAGCGGUGCGGGGAGUGGCCGUCGGGAUCGUGGUUCCUCCGCUGGUGUCCCGGCCAAAUCUAAAACGUUGAAGCUUAAAGUGCAGGCGUGCUAUGUCGCUGGCAUAGGCGUAUAAGUAGUGACCAUAAGACAAAUUGUUGAGUAUAGUUGAGUUUAGGUAUUUUAAGGCCCCACCCCAUCCCGACCCCAUCAUCCAGAUCCCGACCCCGUCUCUUGUAAAUAUGGAAUUCGCCCAGGGCAGCUUGGGCACCGCAAAUUGACUGUACACACAGAAUCCAAAGAGUUGUACGUACACCCGAGCGCAACUCAGAAUGUCUAGAAAAAAAUAAAUACUUCAAUAUUUUUAGAUAUACCAUUAAA